Aphanomyces invadans is the source of this 919-nucleotide messenger RNA. RefSeq lists its product as hypothetical. Lineage: Eukaryota; Oomycota; Saprolegniomycetes; Saprolegniales; Verrucalvaceae. Bases 13 to 717 code for a protein of 234 amino acids. The transcript has a single exon. The record is from RefSeq and is a predicted model, not a curated record.
CUGCAAGCGUGAAUGACCACAAUUGGCGGGAUCCCAGUGACCACCGUUGGUGCCGUCGCGGUUGGCACAGCGCUCGUGUACACGGGCAUCAAGGUUGUUCGCGGCAAGCUAUAUGACUUUGUCAUUGUGGGACUCACCACGGGGUGGUAUCGCGAAGUGCUGGAACUUCUCAGCCCCAAGGCCCGAAUGCUAGACGUUGGUAUCGGCACAGGCAUGGCCCUUCUUCACAACAAGGCACUCGUGGAGUCGAAGAACCUCUUUGUGGACGGCGUGGAUUAUGACAAAGACUACAUCACCGACUGCAAGAAGAACGUGAGUGCCCAUGGCCUAGAUGACUCGAUCCACGUCCACCAUGCUUCCAUCUAUGAUUACACGUCGUCCACACCGUACGAUGCUGUAUACUUCAGCGGAUCGCUUAUGAUCAUGCCGGACCCUGUGAAAGCGCUAAGCCACACGGCAAGCCUGUUGACGUCGACCGGUCGAAUCUACGUGACUCAGACGAUUCAAACCCAAAAAUCUUGGCUCAUGGAGGUUGGGAAGCCUUUGCUGAAGUUCCUCACGACCGUCGAUUUUGGGAACGUCACGUACGAAGACGACUUCGAGCGCACUGUAACUGCGGCGGGUCUUUGCAUCGUUGUCAACCAAGCGAUCUCGGGGUCGACCAAGGAAUCCGUGCGCUCGUCUCGGUUGUUUGUGCUCGAAAAAAGUACUAAAUAGAUCACCAAGUUGCAUGGUUUGCAACACCCAAACGACCUUGUGCGCUGUGUCCACUGCGGCUACGCUGGGGUUUGAACAUUUUUCCGCCUCGCAACUCGUGGAAUGCCAGCAGUGGCUAAAUUCAAGUCUUCCGGUGCUCUCAGUUGCUUUGAUCCAGCACCCUCGUUCUUGACGUCAAUCUCAAACUUUGCUUUGCAUGAAC